Molecule: messenger RNA, 2316 nt
Organism: Chara braunii
Lineage: Eukaryota; Viridiplantae; Streptophyta; Charophyceae; Charales; Characeae
Source: the annotation of a GenBank genome assembly
GCACGCGUUGAUAGCGUCUGAAAUGAAAUCAAGGAAUUGCAAUGGCUCGGUCUGCACAAUCUCAGCUUGGAAAAAGCAAACGAAUCAACGGCCAAAUCCUACCUACACAGUCUCAUACAAACAAACGUUGAUGAAGGAGAAUUUAUGGGUGCAGUUUGAUAGAAUCCAGUUAGCGUUUCAUGGACUCCUGGUCGACAGAUUGGAGGAACAGUACCCAGCGAACAAAAUCCUUAAAUGGAUUUUGCCAACGCCGAAGUUUCUGGCUCCCCACUGUGGCACAAUGACAACAAUCCUGGAGGUGAAAACCGACGAUCCACCGGUCUUCCCGACGGAAUGGAAAUUCGCAAUUCAGGAUAGAGAACUGUCCAUCCAAAUCUCUACGAAGACCUUGCCACUCUGCUUCAGAUGCAGAGAACGUGGCCACCUCGGCACUGACCUACACAACCCCAAAUUUCCAAAGAAUCAGAAGGAAAGGAAGCUCCUACCCGACAUGUUGGUGGAGGUGGAGGAUGCCCCUGGCACGUGGUUCAUAGUGGAUUCUACCUAUGAUGGGUGGGUGUUCGACGAUAAUCUAGAGGAACCUGACUGGGUAUGGCAUUACUCAGACAAGGAGGCCACAACCAAGAAGCCAUACAUUUUUCCCCCGGCUGACAGCAGGUGGCAAAAAAACGCAACAGGGAAAGAAGCAGGUAAUCCCACGAAGAUCAAUGUGAUACCCCUGAAUGACUCCCGUGUCAUUAGGGAGGAGAAAACAAGGGAGGAUCUGCUCUGGGACCUAGAGACAGUAAGGGAACAGGCCGAACAGGAGUACAACAAGGAACCUGAAAAUUUUCAAAAGCAGACUCAGGAAAUAAUUGAGCUCAAAGAGAACGAAAGCAAAACUGAAAACGGGCAAAAAACAGCUAACCUACAGUGUGAAAACAAGAGAACCUUAGACAACAGCCCGAUCAAAGAGAGAGGACAGGCUGAUUCAAAGAGGAGGAGGGCUAACACUGCUGAAGGCGCUGAAGGCGUAGAUGCAAGCCCAAAAAACAGUGUAACGGAGAAGCCUGCUAAAGACUCGGACUUUGCCAUGGACGAAGAGGACAGUGAAGACAACAAAAGUUCAAGUGGCUCUGCCCCCAUCAGCGACCAGACUUCCCCUCCCAACAGGUCUCUUCAAUGGCUCCGUGAGUACAUCGAAAACACAAAGAGGGAGAGGGAACACCUGUUCAACAUCCGAACAGCGUGCCUAAAACACAUAGAGAGGAAUCUGAAACAGGGCACAAUCGCUGGGAUCCAAUCAUCUUGCAACAAAUACGAGUUGCUGGAAAAAGAAGAAGAAUUCUUAGAGUAUGCUGCAUUCAGGUACGCAGAGAAGAAAAGAGUCAGAGAACAGGGUCAAAUGGAUGCAAAAGAGAACAACAAGGAUUCUGACGAUCCCUUCCAGGAUCUGCGCCCGAAGAAAUGGAAAGCUGCAAAAGUACAGAAGAAGCAGGAUCUCAACCAUGGUCAGACAAAAACUGCUAAGAAAACAGCACGCGCUGACCUUGAGUUGGAUCUCGCAGUCAUUGAGGCCCAAGCAGAAAAGCUGAAGAAGCUCAACGCUGCAUACCAACCGGAAUUCACAUCCCUGCAACACAUAGCAGAGGGUAAAGCCCCACAUGUACUUCAACAAGCCAGAUCGGCCAGACUUACUAUGAUGGGACUGCGGCCGCUGUUAGCCGCUCGGCUCAACGGAAUUCUUUGGGGGCAAGAGACGGGAGCGCUGCAUGAGGAUCAGCGAGUGACCCUUACUGACCCAAAGGACUCCAGACAAAGCUCUUUCACCCCCCUGAUCGCCAAGAUGCCUGAGAGAACAAGACUGAAAAGAGGCAUGAUAUGGAGAUCAUGGGACACAGUGACUGCAAUUCCAUACAGUGUAUUGUCAGGUCUGGGAAUCCCGGCGGAGCUGCCAGCAGCCUCGCUAGCUGACAUCCUCAGAGCUGGCACACUGAACGGGGAGGCAGACCUAGAAACCAGAGCUUAUGCCAUGGAUCUGGACUGCUUCUACAGGGAUGACUUCCAGGAGGAGGACAUGGAGGACUGGGCUGGCGAUGAGCGCACAGACCAGGACCCCCUGGGCUCCCCGGGAAACCAUGCCAGUGGCAGCAUAGGGGAAUACAAGAUCGAUGAUCUGGGGGUGAAAACCGAAGUGGACCCACCCGUGACAGGUCCGAACACCUCAAUCUCCACGGAUCCGGGUGCCUCCUGAACGACAAUUUGUCUGCCCCAAAAAUAAUAGGUCCCCAAUAUGGAGGGGUUUAGGAAUAAAGCAAAUCAACAGGCCCCCAAACC